AUGUGGCAAACCUGGUGGCCAAGCAGGUCUGGAGCAGGCCAAGGCCAAGAAGAAGCUGGCAAAGGUGGACAAGGAAAAGGUUCCAGCUCAAAAGGCAAGGAGCCUGAGAAGGCUGAAGAAGCAGCAAAGAAAAAGGAAGAAGAAGGACAGGGAAAGGCUGCAGAAGAAGAAGCCCCCCCACCCCCCCCUCCCAAGAAGAAGCCAGAAGAAGAAGAAGCAGCCAAGAAAGAAAAAGAGAAGGAAGAAGCAGAGAGGGUCCUGGAUGUUGUGUUGCUGGAAAAACACAACACUGAUCUGGCACAGGCCCAAGGAGAACUAGAUGAAGCACAGAAAGAUGAAAAUGAAGCCAUGGAGGACCUCACCCAAGCUCGAAAGGAAGCUUUCCUGGUUCAUGAGAAGGCCAGGGAGAAGGGGGAGGUGUGGGAAGCUGCACAAGCCAAGAGAAUCCAGAAGCAAAUAGAGAGGGAUCCCUUGCAGCAAAAAAUUGAAAAGGUGCAGAAGAGGCUGGCAGAAGAAGAGGCAAGGAAGAAGGAGCUGGCCAAGAGGCUCCAAGAGGAGGAAGAAUUGAAGCUUGAGGAAUGGAAGGAUGCUGGUGCAACAGAUGACCUGUGGAGCCAACCAAGCAGGCCUGGGAAGGCCCAUGCAGCACAAGGUGGCUUGGGCUCCAUCCAGUUUAGGGAUGAGAUGAGGGCCUUCCACCAGGACAACAUGCCAGAGAUCUCCUUCCAAGGCUUCAUGGAGAGCUUGAAGGAGAAAGCUGCAGAGAAGAGUGGACUGGUGGCUGGCUCCAAAGAAAGCCACAGGAGCUUCUUGAGGAGAGCCUUCCGGGAGAGCCCCAGGCCAAAGCACAUGCCCUUCAAUGCCUGGCUGAAAGGCCUGCUCUCUGAUGAAGAUGAAGAGAUGGAAGAUGAGGAAGAAGGCUUGGAAGAAGCUGAGGGCAAGGCAAAAGGGAAAGGAAAAGGAGAAAAAAAUGAAGACAAAAAAGUGGAGGAUGAGGAGAAGGCUGCUGCCAGCAAGAGAAAGGUGGAGGACAUCUGCACUGGCUGGCUGCCAGACCAGUUCUUUCAAGAGAAUUGGAAAUACUUCAAGCAGUGCCACCAGUGCCACAUCUGGUCCUAUGUGGGGAAGAGUCUGGAGGCUGAGAAGCCUGGUGGCCCUGAAGAAGAAGGGGCUGGUGGGAUUGGCGCUGGAAUUCCCGUGGCAUUGACGACUGAGACCCGUCGGAAUUUGGAGCUUCCGUUUCUUCCAGCACCCAAUGGAGAAGGAGCUUCGAUCUUUUUCGGCGACUGGCUGACCAUGGCCUUUCCGCUGGUCUUUUGCAUUUUGAUAGCUGCUGGCUGGGAAGCCAAGACUUUUGCAUCUUGGCAGCUGCUGGCUGAGAAGCCAGGCAACCACCUUGCCUGUCAAAAAAAAGGAAAAGGUGUGAAAAAGAAUGGCCUCACUCAAGAGAAUGUGAAGACUCACCAAGAGCUGCUGGGAAGCAGCCUGAAGGACUCUGAACAGGUGUCCAAUGCAAUUCUGGCCUUGCCAGAGGAAGAGCAGCAACUUCUUUGGAAGAAGUUCGAGCAUUCAAGGAAGAGUGCAGGAGAGCAGGAAGACAAAGUCUACAAAGCAAACACCCAAGGAGUUGGCAGCCUUGCCAAGAAGAGGAAACUUUUGGUGAGCUGGGUGCUGGACAAGGGAGAGCUCAAGGAUAACUACAGGGAGGCCUUCUUGAACAUGGAGCAGUCCACCACCAACAGGGUGGAGCUAGGCUUCAAGACCUGGCAGCAGAUGAAGACCAAGUAUGGUAAGGCUGAAGCCUUGAGUCGCUUGAAGGCAGGAACCAUCAAGUGGAGGCACUCCCCAACUGAUGGCCGCUUCAUGGAGUUCUGGGACAGUGAUGAGAAGGUGAUCACAGACAAGAAGAAAAGCACUAUGUUGCAGCUUCAUGCCAAAGGCAAAGCCAUCAAAGGAGAGGAUUGGCUGAAGCAUGACUCCAUGCUCAUGGAUGAUUUCCAGCUUGAAGGACUUGGGGCAGUCAACAAGAAGGCCCUGGAGAACAUGGAGCCUGAGCUGCAGCAGUUCUUUGGAGAGAACAAGGGCAAGAAGCAGAAGAAAACCGAUAAGGGAGAAGACAGCAGCUCAGAAGAGAGUGAUGCCAGCUUCAAGAGUGCAAAGACCAAGAAGACAAAGGCCAAAAAUGAAAAAUGGGAAGUGAUGUCCCAAGUGCAAAAGGCUGAGGACAAAGACACUCUGAAAAAGAAGCUGGUAAGCUUCCAAGCAGAGCUCACCAAGGACCAGGCUGUGCUGACCGAGAUGGUCAUGGAUUUGAAGAAAGACAAGGACAGUAAGUCUGAAGUGAAAGAAGCCAAAGAAGUGAUGGCUCAACUGGAAGGCUGCCUGAAGAAGCUGGAGGCUGCCAAGAAAAAUCUGAAGAAGGAGGACUGCAAGGCUGUGCUGCUGAAUGCCUACAAAGUCAUGGUGGCUGGAAAGAAGGCCAAGACCAACUGCAGAAAGAAGAUCACCAAGGCCAAGAAAGCCCAGAAUCCUUCAGAGGAGGGGUAG
Durusdinium trenchii is the source of this 2547-nucleotide messenger RNA. NCBI's taxonomy places the organism in Eukaryota, Dinophyceae, Suessiales, Symbiodiniaceae. The record is from the annotation of a GenBank genome assembly.